CUGUUCCGUUUCACCGGCACGAGCGAGUUCUACACACACGACAUGCGGCAGCGGAGCUCAUUCAAACUGAGACGUCUCUGAGAAAAACGGAUUUAUUUCACAUCGAAACACAGAGAGAGUCGCGAAUAGAUUUUCUUUUCGGCGUAGUCACUUUAUAUAUUUUUUUAAAUCGUACGGCAGCUUUUUGUGUGCAGGAGAUUCAUAAUUAUAAUUUUUUUCCCCCAUUAUCCCGCGCGCGCGAUCGUUUGUUAACGUCUGUGGCGCGCGCUAAUUAGCUUACUGGCUAGCAAGUGCUAUUCUUCCCAGGACUGAAAACUGCACUGUGUGGAUGUACCCCUGCUCAUCUGCAGUUACAAUUGCACAAUGGCUGUCUGUUCACUCAGCUUAAUAGCUCAGCACCAAAGCAACAGCAACAGAUCUAGUAUAAUUACAGGAUAGCAAUAAGCCCACACUGUACUUUCUUGUUUACCUUUUUUUUUUACUUUGUUUUCUGGUCAGUGCCAGAUAAACACAUUACUUAAGUUUGCACUGCUAAAUCUCAAAAAUCCUGUUCCUAAAAAAAACAGGUGGGCCUAGAGAGAGAAAUUAUUUAUUUUUAUCAUUUACCUCUUUAUUUUACUAGCUGCUGCUUAGAAAUAGCAUUACAUAAUAAAUAGCUAUUUCGACAGGCAUUAAUUCCCUUUAAAAUUGUGAAGUAAUUCCCCCUAUUGUCUACAAUCAUGGUUUCAACAACUGCAGCUGCAAUAACACUGGCCGCCGCCACAAUAGUGACCCAUACUGCUCUGACAGAGUACAUGUGGUUGCUGAUUGUCGGCUUCAUCAUCGCCUUCGUCUUAGCCUUUUCCGUCGGUGCCAAUGACGUUGCCAACUCAUUUGGCACAGCCGUGGGCUCCGGAGUGGUCACCUUGCGACAGGCAUGCAUUCUGGCCACGGUGUUCGAGACGCUGGGUUCUGUGCUCCUUGGGGCCAAAGUGAGUGAAACCAUCCGCAAGGGUAUCAUCGACGUGAACGAGUACAGUGGCUCUGAGCACCUGUUGAUGGCUGGAUCCAUCAGUGCCAUGUUUGGUUCUGCUGUGUGGCAGCUGGCCGCCUCCUUUCUUAAACUCCCCAUUUCCGGAACACACUGCAUUGUUGGUGCUACCAUCGGCUUCUCGCUGGUUGCUGGAGGCCAGUCAGGAGUCAAAUGGUUCGAACUCCUCCGUAUUGUUGCUUCCUGGUUCCUGAGUCCCCUUUUGUCUGGAAUAAUGUCGGGCAUUGUUUUCUACUUUGUGCGCAUGUUCAUCUUACGUAAGAAAGACCCUGUGCCUAAUGGAUUGAAGGCCCUGCCUGUCUUUUACGCCAUGACUAUGGGAAUCAACUUGUUCUCCAUCAUGUUCACUGGAGCUCCGAUGCUGGGAUUUGACAAGAUCCCGUGGUGGGGUACCCUACUCAUCUCACUUGGCUUCUCUCUGGUGACCGCCUUUGUGGUCUGGUUUAUUGUCUGCCCUCGCCUCAAGAAGAAGAUUGAACGAGAUAACAAGUCUUCCAGUCCCUCCGAGAGCCCCCUGAUGGAGAAGAGGGAGCUCAGGGAGGCCCACUGUCCAAUCCUAAAACAGACUGCCAAGGAGACAUCUACACCUACCACACCAGCUGUCAAUCAGGACCCCGCUGCUCAACCACAGGCUGCCCCUGAGGAGCGUAGGGUGGCGUUUGACAUUGGAGAUUCUGACGAUGUUGACAGUAAUAAAGAACGCAGGGUCGCGUUUGACAUUGGAGACUGUGAUGACACGGACUACAGCAUGUCAAAUGGUGCUCCCAAAGAGGUUCUAUCAAACAACAACCAGCAAGUCCAGCACAGCAACGGCUCCACAAACUCUUCCAAUCAGGUCCAGUUCAACAACCAGGUUCAGUUCAACAACAGGCCAGCACAGAUCCCAAGUAACGGUUACAGCCAGUAUCACACGGUCCACAAGGACUCUGGCCUCUACAAAGACCUCCUGCAUAAGCUUCACCUGGCCAAGGUUGGUGACUGCAUGGGCGAGGGCAGUGACCGACCUAUCCGGCGCAACAACAGCUACACCUCCUACACCAUGGCCAUCAUCGGCAUGCACGGAGACUUCAAGCAUAAGGAAGGUGAAUUCCGUGCAAGCGAGGAUGGCGACAAGGGCUCAGGGUCAGGUGGUCAGGAAAGGAAGCGUAUUCGCAUGGACAGUUACACUAGCUACUGCAACGCCGUGGCAGAGCACACGACUCCCGAAGCUCUGGUGGAGACUGACGUGACACUAGAAAUGGGGAAGGAAGAUGCAGGUAGUAGCCAAAGCUCUCUCGAUGAAGAUGGGCUUGAUGCGGACAAGCCAGAAGUCUCAACUCUCUUCCAGUUCCUCCAAAUUCUCACCGCCUGUUUUGGAUCUUUUGCACAUGGAGGCAAUGAUGUUAGUAAUGCCAUUGGACCGUUGGUAGCCCUGUGGCUGGUUUACAGAACUGGCAAUGUGAAUUCGAAUGAAGCCACACCCAUUUGGCUGCUGCUGUAUGGAGGCGUGGGCAUCUGCGCUGGACUGUGGGUGUGGGGUCGCAGAGUGAUCCAGACUAUGGGCAAAGAUCUUACCCCCAUUACCCCCUCAAGUGGUUUCAGCAUUGAACUGGCCUCAGCCCUGACUGUCGUGGUAGCCUCUAACAUUGGCCUGCCUGUCUCCACCACCCACUGCAAGGUGGGCUCUGUGGUUGCAGUUGGAUGGUUGCGCUCAAGGAAGGCGGUAGACUGGCGUCUGUUCAGAAACAUCUUCAUGGCGUGGUUCGUGACUGUGCCCAUCUCCGGCCUGAUCAGUGCCGCCAUCAUGGCUAUCUUCAAGUAUGGCAUCCUGAAAGCGUAGGGCUACACCACCACCACCCCGAAGCAGGGGAGGAGAAAGAAUAACCGCUCCAAUGCGCACCCAGGAGAGUAAAGAAGUGAAGUUGGAAGGCCAAAAUAUAUCGCUUACCUCAAGCCAACAACUUUGGAAGAAAAAGGAAAAAAAAAAUCUAGAAGUGUUUGAAAGGACUUGUGAUAUGGGCCUGUGGUUCUUGACUGCACCAUUUUCAACCUAGAAUUUGCUGUUCGUUCCAGUUGGGCCACAUUAUUUCCAGUGGAAGGCUUGCAUUUCUUUAUCACUUGCAUUUUUCAUAUCUCAUCAUUCUGUAAAGAGUUAAUCGAAACCAUCAGAUGAUUGUUUUUGUUGUUGUUUUUUUCUAAUACUCAUUAUUCUUUUUUUUUUCUUUCUUUUUUUUACUUUACUGCAAUUAUGUAUAUACAACCAUGCUCUGUUUUUAAUUUUGUUUUACACGUUAGAAAGAAAUGAACAAUUAAAAUGCAGUAUUAGCUAUUUGCAGAUGUAACUCCCCAGUCAUAACACAUGCUGAAAGUAAUGUAGAUGCAAAAGGAGUAUUUUUUAAGGUGGAAAAACAAGGUUAUUGGUGUGUAUGUGCAUGUUUUGUUUUGUUUUUUUCUCCCCCACAAGUAUUUGUUAAUAUCUGGAUUACUAGUAUCCCCUAAAUUAGUUUUUCCUUUCUCCUGUUGGAGAACACAAUUGACUAAAUUCAGAGGUGUUGGUGACGGGUGUUUUCUACCAAACUUACAGAUUAUGUGACCACAUUCACGGGAGCUGCAGUUUUGUCUUUUACGACACACUAUUACCUGAACAGUUUACAAUGGUAGAAGCACUAAUUUUACACACUGGACCUGCAGUGAUGAGUGAAAUACUGUAUCAAUAGCAAAACAGGAAAUGACAAAAGCCCUAAUCGUUUAAAUCAACGGUCUAUCUGCAAUUCUUUCAUCAGAAUCUCCUGAGGCUCUACUUUCACGAUCAGCACAGACGGGACUGCCUGAUAUCACUUGGUUACUUGAAUCUUUCGAAAUGUAACGGCAGACCGUCAACUAAAGCAAACAAGACCUUAAGUCUCCUGUUAAAACUUGAUUGCAUCAUUCUUGAUGGUUUAAAUGCUUUAGGUCUGCUUCAGCCUUGUUUUUUUUCUAG
Larimichthys crocea (large yellow croaker) is the source of this 3989-nucleotide messenger RNA. RefSeq names its product solute carrier family 20 member 1b (gene slc20a1b). Gene Ontology annotation, biological process: phosphate ion transmembrane transport. Bases 720 to 2849 code for a protein of 709 amino acids. Gene Ontology annotation, cellular component: membrane. The record is from RefSeq and is a predicted model, not a curated record. The transcript has 11 exons. Gene Ontology annotation, molecular function: phosphate transmembrane transporter activity. NCBI's taxonomy places the organism in Eukaryota, Metazoa, Chordata, Actinopteri, Sciaenidae.